AGAAAAAGUGGGGAUUUCCACUCCUGAGAAUACCCACAUUAAUACCAAACAAUGGACUCCCCAAGGAUAACACCUGGAAUUGAAACAGGUAUACAACAUAUGUCAGAGUCUGUGUUUGUGGGACUGUGUCGUACAGUGGGGACCUCACAACAAGUGGCAAUGAGGAGAGAUGUGACAGACAUUAACGAGAUGGUGAUAAAUAAAGCCACAAAAAGUCACAUGAACAUGAGGAUGUGGAGUGGAAGUUACAGAGAAGGAUUCAGAAUGAAGGGAUCUGAUGUGGAUUUUAUGUGUUGGUUUAACAACCAACCAGUGAUCUGGGACUUAUCUCAGACCCAGUUUUACAAUAUACACAGACAAUCCCUGAUUCUCUCUGUCUCUUCUGAAAGUCCACCCGGAUUUACUUUACUUCAAUUACUGUCACCAAGAGCAAGCAACAGAGUUAUCUCAGCAUUAGUCACAAUGAAUGGUGGACGUUAUAUAUCUAGUUCUAAAUACAGAGAGAUCACAUGUUCGCUUGUAUUGCCUAACUCUACAGUACAUGGCCCAUGUGGCAGUGGAGCUAUAGGGAUACUAGAAUAUGACACUGCUCAGUGUUUUGUUUGUGACUUUUGGCCUCCGUCUGCCUCCUCAUGGAUAGACAGAUGUCACACAUGGCCCCAGCCACAAGUUGUCAGGGACAUAGUCAGAAGUGGAUGUCACUUUGUAGCAAUAGGACACAAAUUAGGAAAUCAUGAAAGCAAUGAAUGGAGAAUUUCAUUUUCUCUGGCAGAACAAAAACUUGUGUACUCAAUGAACCACUGUCAAUUCUUAACUUACGGUUUGCUGAAAUUAUUCUUAAAAGAAGUCAUUAACAAUGGAUUAGGUGAUAAUGAGAAAUUACUGUGUUCCUAUCACAUGAAGACAGCAGUUUUCUGGACGAUUCAACGAAACACAAUACCUAACUGGUGUCCACAGAAUCUCCUGAAAUGUUUCUGGUACUGCUUUAAACUCAUCCUUAAAUGGGUGUAUGAGGGAGUCUGUCCUAACUUUUUCAUUCCAGAAAACAACAUGUUUCUCAGUAAUAUCCAUGGAGAAGCACAAAACAGAUUAUUCGUUAGACUGUUUGGUUUUUAUGAAAAAGGUUUAGCAUCACUGCUACACAGUCCCUCCCUCAGGUCCUAUAUUACAAAUGUCCUAUAUAACCCCAGACUCAGUAUUUGUACUGAUGAACACACUCUGAUAUCUGAGACCGAGUUUGAUAAAGAAAUGUUUAGUGAGAUGUUUGCAAGAAAUUCAAUAGACUCAUCAGACCUCUACCUCAAUAUGAAAUACUUGAACACAAUAGAACAAUUGAUAUUCUCACCCCUGACACAGUGUCAAGUUUUCAUGUUACAGGUAUUUACAACCUCCUUCCUUCAGAGUGCUGCUUUUACAUUACAAAACAUGUACAGCAACACCACUGAAAACAAGCUGAUGUAUAUUGCUGACAGAAUGUCUUGUGACAUGUUGAAACUCACAGCCAAGUUUGGGUGUAUUUCUGACAGGUUGUACACUGCAAUGUAUUAUUACAAGACACUCAGAUACACAGAAGCUUUGUCUGUGAUAGAGAUGACAAAGGUCAACUUAGCUCAGCCAUAUGUGAUGUAUGACGAGACAGUAGACACAGAGAGGUAUACCGAGGCUGUAGGGGGGCAGUCCUGGUCUACAAAGUUAAGACAUGCUGUAGCAUGGAGUAUCAAAUUACACAACAGAAUCAUUUAUAUCAAUGAAUUAAUGACAGAGCAGAUGGUUUCCUUACAGAACCAUUGCCCUGCAUUGUUAAUCCCACCCCUAGUUGUGUUACACAUGCUGGAGUUCUUGUGUUCCAGACAUAUUGACACAAUGAGAGCACAAGCAGCUCUUAAUGAUCUACAGGUCCUAGUUCACCAUGAUCAGGGGCUGUAUGUAAGUGUGAUCUUCAGAGACAUAUCAUGGCAGAUCCUGGGUAUCUGUCAGCAGAUCUCGGGGAACCUCCAGGCUGCUCUAUACUCCUACCAACAAUCACUCAGACAAUAUCCAUGGCAUAAAAUACGAAGUGCUACACUAAUGAGAAUACAAGAACUUGGAUAAGGAUAGAAUAUCUCAUAUUACUUUAACUAAUGUAUGAUUGAUAAUCAUCAGUAAUUCAAGUCAAAUGUGUUAAUUAUGGAGAUUUCAGAUGUCAAUGUUAUAAGUUGCUUGCUAUGGAUUAGACAUGUUAGAUUAAUGAAAAGUUAUUUUAUCUUUGCCUUAAAAGUCAGUUCAUCAGUACAUGUGAAACUUAAAUGCACUGCAUUCUUUCAUUACAAUACAUUUCGUAACAUAAUGUUAAAAUCUCUUUCAUGUGCAUAGCCACAUUUUUGGAAAAUUUAAUAUUUUAAAUCAAGAUUCCUGGGAUCAGAAAGGAACUGGAGAACAUUUGAAACAGAUAAAAACAAGAUGAGUUUGUGAAACACAAAUGCCCCCGAUAAUGGCCAAUUCCGAAGAUGGCCAAGGUCACAAGGGCAAACAUAUUGGUACCAGUAGAAAGAUCUUGUCAAAGGAAAUGCUCAUGUACAAUAUGAAAGCUCUAAUAUUUACCAUUUAGAAGUUAUGACCAAUGUAAAAAAAAAUAUUUAAAGUAGGUCAAAUGUCAAUGUCAAAAGGUUCAAUACCAACGGAAAGAUCUUGUAACAAGGAAUACUCAUGUGAAAUAUCAAAGCUCUAUCUCUUACUGUUCAAAAGUUAUUAGCAAGGUUAAAGUUUCAGACAGAAUGACAGAAUUACAAAAUGACAGACAGGACAAAAACAAUAUGUCCCCCAAUCUUUGAUCUCGGGGGCAUAAAAAUCAAUUUAUCUAAGUUAGGUCCAUCCUUUAAAAAUCUGUCGAUCAAAUAUUUUUUUCCCUUUCUAUAGCCUAAACAACAUUUAAGAUAAACAUGUUGAACAUGCCCUAUAGUAUACUUAUCAUCUAUGAGGUACGUGUCUUGGAGUAUAUGCACACAAAAAUCAAAUAUCUAAAAUACAAAAAAGACGAUAUAUGAAGUCAUCUGCUAAAGCAUGUCAUACUAGCUUAAAUGAUUAAAAACCAACAUAUAAUCACUUAUUACAAACACUUUUAAAAAAUAAAUAAUCUAAUGUUUAAGCUGCACAUGACCCUCAGAAUAAAUCUCAAAAUGUGUCAUUUAUAUCAAAAUUUUUCAAAUUCUAUAUUGUUUAGGUACCCUUUUUUGAAGAUUAUUUAGAUGAUACUUCAUGAUGCUUGUUACCACUUCAUGAAAAGUAUGUCAGCAUGUCUCAUGUAUCCUCAAAACAUGAUAUUUAUUUUUUACAUUAACAUUCCAUAUUAAUUUUAUCAGAAUUCCAAGUCGUCAAAAUAGAUCUCCUUAUUCAUCAAGAUUCAUACAAGCAUUGUUCACAACUGCAAAACAUCCACGAGGAAAUGGCUAUCAUAAUGAUUUGUUGAUACUUUAAAAAAGAGAAAAACCUUUUAAAUAUAAAUAUUAGGAAUAUAUAUCAUGCUUUUAAUCAUGACUACUUUAUAUCGAUAUGCUUUACAUGCAUGUGUAAUGCAGUUUUAUGUAGUGAGAAAGGCCACUAUUGUAUUGCAAAUUUUCAACAACCAUUCAAUCAAAGUUACAAGUACAACAAGCUCACAUUCCAGGGAUAUAGCUGUCUAUCACCAGCAGGCCAUGGCAUGCCCAUCAUUAUGGUCAAAUAAAAAAGAACGAAAGAAAAAAGACUAAAAGUAAAUAGAAAAAAUCAUAAAGUCACCAGAAAGCAGUGAUGUAAUCGAGUUUACUACAUAUUUGUAUUAUUGACUAAUUAAUACUGAUAAUCAAUAUUGCUACUAGAGUUGUGUAGUUUCAUCUAAUUCAUAAUAAUUUUUAUAAGAACCAAUUGCAUUUUGUGGAUUUAUGAAUUCUAUUUACAUGUAUUAUAAUUACGAAUUAUAUGUAGGUUAUUGAAUUUCCCAUGCUGACUGUACAAUCACAUAAUGUUAACAAUAAACCGAAACCUGUCGAGUGGAAUUAAAUCAAAAUGGCUAACUGUCACAAUAUUUACGAUUUUUUCAUAAUCUUUUGACAAAACAUGCUUGAGCUAAGAUUUAAAAAAAAGUUCUUUUAAUUAUUUAUCAAAACCUUUGACAAAUAGAAGAUAUGAUAACUGCAAUGAUAAAUACCUUGUCCAUGAAAUUAAAAAAUUUAACAUUUUAAAAUUACUGUUUGUAAAUACGUGAAUUUUUGUAUGAAAUUGAUAUAUUUCAUCCAUUUCAAACUCGGGCGUUGUUCAUUUUAUAUACAUAUUUUGACAACAGAAAACACUAAACCCCAAGAGCUUCUGGAACUUUACACCUGUGCUCCUACUAUGGUUUCAUCCAGGGCCCAAGAAGGGCAGGGGGGGGGGGGGUUGUUAAGAUGACCCUCCAGACUUCCUGCCUUCUUUGGCAUGCACAUCAUUUUGUUCUAGCCGCGCCCCUGCAUUCAUUACAGGACAUUAUGACAUUAUGCAAAUUACAAUGUAUAUUCUGUAACAAAAGGUAUGUGUACUAUACACAUGUAUUAAUAAAAAUUAUCAUUUAUGUUGUGGUGUUUCUCUCUGUUGAGAAUUUAGUUUUACAGGUAAUACAGGUGGAUCACUACACCAAAAUUUUACCUGGCUCGUUAAAACAUUUCUUAUGAUAUAUGUAUAUGAUUUCAUAAUAAAAAUAUCAUAAAAAACAA
Molecule: messenger RNA, 4703 nt
Organism: Ostrea edulis (European flat oyster)
Lineage: Eukaryota; Metazoa; Mollusca; Bivalvia; Ostreida; Ostreidae
Exons: 2
Coding region: 52-2091 (679 amino acids)
Source: RefSeq, a predicted model, not a curated record